Molecule: messenger RNA, 855 nt
Organism: Etheostoma spectabile (orangethroat darter)
Lineage: Eukaryota; Metazoa; Chordata; Actinopteri; Perciformes; Percidae
Exons: 6
Coding region: 145-774 (209 amino acids)
Source: RefSeq, a predicted model, not a curated record
GACGCAGUUCUUCCUCUCGGAGUGGAGCUCCAGAUGAAGGACCCAUCAGAGACCAGACCCUGCUGAACCUGGGCCCAGCUGUGUGUCCAUGAAGAGACACCGGUCCACGGAGACACCCCCACUUUAAAAACAAGGAGACCUGUAAUGGAGCAAAAAAGUGUGAGGGAGAGAAUUGAAAAGGAGAGCAGGACAGUGGAAAUAGAGAAGAGGAGAAGGAGGACCCAUCAGAGACCAGACCAUCCUGAUCCUGAUCCUGAUCCUGAUCCUGAACCCAGCUGUGUGUCCUUCAAGAGCGACCGGUCAUAUGAAGUUCUCAUUAACUUUAAAGGAGAACAACCCUCUGCUGGAAGGAGACUGGACCAGGAGAGCUCAGAAGGUCCCAGUGGUCAGCCUGCCCAGCAGCAUCAAACCCACCUGGACUCCAUCUUUAUGCUGCUGGAGGAGAACAUUGUCACUUUUGUGAAGAAUGAGCUGAAGAAGAUCCAGAAGCUUCUGAGACCAGAGUACCCAGAAUGCCCAGAGAGUCAGAGGGAGGAUGAGGAUGAAGAGCAGAGGAGCAGCAGAGAGGCGUUUCUGAAGAUCACACUGCACUUCCUGAGGAGAAUGAAGCAGGACGGGCUGGCUGACCGUCUGCAGAGCAGAAGUCCAGCAGGAGUUUGUAAGCGUAAACUCAAAUCUAAGCUAGACAGGAAGUUCCAGCGUGUGUUUGAGGGGAUUGCUAAGAAGGAGACCAAACCGUUCUGGAUCAGAUGUUCACAGAGAUCUACCUCAUGAAGGGAAGGCCUGCAGAGGUCAAUGAUGAACAUGAGGUCAGACAGAUUGAAACAGCAUCCUGGAAACCAGACAGACCAGAAA